AGGAAAGGAAAAGAAAGGCGCUGUUUCCGCCACGGCGGGGCGGGUCUGGGCGGAGAGCGGCGGCGCGGCGGGGCCGGCAAGGUUCUUUUUCGGAAGCGAUGGAGGCGAGUCCCAUCGUGACGUCCAAGCAGCGGGAGGAGGUGGUGCACGGGGUCCCGACGGAGGUGGUGUGCACGGCAUUCUCCAACUCGGUGCUGGUGGUGGUCACACAGUACGGAAAGAUGGGCACCAUCGUCUACCUGGACCCCAACACCGUCGGCGACAACGUGGGCAGGCCCUCGCUCACCACCAAGGUGCUGCUGGGCAAGGAUGAGCCCCUCGUCCAUGUUUGUGCMAAAAACUUGGUGGCAUUUGUGUCGCAGGAAGCUGGGAACAAACCUGUUCUCCUCGCCAUGGCUUUGAAGGACAAGACAGUGGAAGGAAUACAGGCUCUACGAGAAGUGAUCCGAAGUUGCCAAGUAUGGUGAAGUUGUGCCAUCUGGAUUCAAGGAAAUGAUCUUGAGUCCAUGACUCAUCACCACCUAUUUAAAAGGACUAGAAAUGAAAACUGUGGAAUGUCUUUGUGGUGGUUUUGGACGUACUGAGGAAUUKAAUGAAUUUUUCUCUACUGUGUAGAACAUGUGUGGGUUUUGUUACUGGGACAGGUUUGCAAGUCCAUAUAGACMGUGGUGAGACGAGAGCAAUUGUCUCAACAUAAAAGAGAAGUGUUACUUUUAUCACAUUGGGUGGGUCAUUUAUUUGGUAAAGGGCUCAGCUCUGCACGUGUGUCCUGARGAGCAGUGGAUGCCAAGCUCUGUAGCUGUGCUGUACCACACAGGAGGAACACCCAGUGCAGAGGGAAUAAAAGAAACAUUGUCAAAUCUAA
Molecule: messenger RNA, 865 nt
Organism: Malurus melanocephalus (red-backed fairy wren)
Lineage: Eukaryota; Metazoa; Chordata; Aves; Passeriformes; Maluridae
Gene: PSMG3
Product: proteasome assembly chaperone 3
Exons: 3
Coding region: 99-467 (122 amino acids)
Biological process (GO): proteasome assembly
Source: RefSeq, a predicted model, not a curated record